Magnolia sinica is the source of this 1317-nucleotide messenger RNA. Its product is annotated as increased DNA methylation 1-like. Gene Ontology annotation, molecular function: transcription corepressor activity. NCBI's taxonomy places the organism in Eukaryota, Viridiplantae, Streptophyta, Magnoliopsida, Magnoliales, Magnoliaceae. Gene Ontology annotation, biological process: negative regulation of DNA-templated transcription. The transcript is spliced from 4 exons. Bases 133 to 1317 code for a protein of 394 amino acids. The record is from RefSeq and is a predicted model, not a curated record.
AGGUGCUAAUUACAAUCUAACCCAGAACAUCUGAUAGUGUCAUGCCUAAUUCAUUUCCUGUUGUAUCAAUUAAACACGAAUGCAUUUGUUUUCAUGUAAUUUACAUAACAUGAUUUUUAUAUUUUCAGGAAGAUGGAUUCUUUUCUUGAUGAUGAUGAAUUUGAUCAAUGUAUGAUUGAACACAUCAUAGAUAAAGAUCAAGUUAAUCAAUAUAUGCUUGAACUCCAGGGAUUGAUUGGCAAAUGCCCAGAACGUGGAGAACCUGAAUGGCCCACUGAUGAAAGGAAGAUGGAUUCUUUUCUUGAUGAUGAUGAAUUUGAUCAAUGGAUGAUUGAACACAUCAUAGAUAAAGAUCAAGUUGGUCAAUAUAUGCUCGAACUCCAGGGAUUGAUUGGCAAUCGCCUGGAAUGUGGAGAACCUGAAUGCAACAACUCACCUUCUUCUUGCAGUGCUUCUUCAGUGGAGAAAGAAGCAAAACGACGGAAUAGACACACGCCUUCAAUAAACCUGUCUUCUCUGAUAGACAAUAACGUGGUGUUGUUGGGGGAGAAAGCACGUUACUGGAAUAAAAAGGAAAACCGUGUUAUGGCAGAAGGGUGGGUCAUGCGCGAAGGAAUCAGAUGUUCGUGUUGCAAAAAUGUGUAUUGUCUUUCCAAGUUUGAGAUCCAUGCAGGCAGCCAUAGUCAUCGGCCUACCGCCAAUAUCUUCUUGGAAGAUGGAAGGUCGCUGAUGCAGUGUCAAGCACAAAUAAAAAAUGGUGAUGAAGUUAAAGGCUAUGAACAAAAUCCACACCCCAUAAUUCAGAAAAUGGAGAGUGAUAUGAGUGUUGAAGGUUUGACAGGGUAUCUGCAUGAGCAAAUGGAGAGGAAUCAGGCCCACCCCUUAAUUCAGCAAAUGAAGGUUGACAAAAAGGAUUGCAGAGUCACAAUUGCAGAAGAAAUGAAGAGUAACACCUCAUGUUGCAGAGGAAAUGGAAUAUGCCACAUUUGUCUCCACCAAGGGGUUGGAUUGCUAGUGUGUGAAGGUGAAUGCCUGCGCAUGUUUCACUUAAGCUGCAUUGGUUUAGAGGGUUUUCAUGGAAGUGAAUGGUACUGCCCAUCUUGUGCAUGUGGAUUAUGCGGCGGGGGUGAAUACAAUAAUGACGGCGAUCAGUUUGUGGAGCGAACGAUUGUGUAUUGUGAUCAAUGUGAACAUAGAUAUCAUGUGGGUUGUCUAAGAGAAAGAGGAGUCGAAGGGCUUGAAAGUCGUCCGAAAGGAAAUUGGUUUUGCAAGGAAAAAUGUGCAGAGGUACUUCAAAAUUUUCUCUAUGAGAAGUAG